This is a messenger RNA of Dalotia coriaria, 4764 nucleotides long. RefSeq lists its product as uncharacterized. NCBI's taxonomy places the organism in Eukaryota, Metazoa, Arthropoda, Insecta, Coleoptera, Staphylinidae. Gene Ontology annotation, biological process: carbohydrate metabolic process. Bases 156 to 4547 code for a protein of 1463 amino acids. Gene Ontology annotation, molecular function: carbohydrate binding; hydrolase activity, hydrolyzing O-glycosyl compounds. The transcript is spliced from 21 exons. The record is from RefSeq and is a predicted model, not a curated record.
CAAAAUAAAAACAAAACGGCCACUCGGCGAGGUCAACUGGAUAAGAACGCCCCACGAACGGCUUGUUGCUGAGCCAUUGCAUUCAACCAACUCGCGCACAGUUGACGUACUGUUCCGCGCAAUCAACUCGCAACAUCCGCAGUUAUCUCGCGACGAUGCCACCAAAGUAUACCUACGUGAAAUUUCUUCUCGUUCAGUUCUAUUUCCUGCUGAGUGCACAUUUAGGUUGGGCUGCAUACUCUAUUCCUGAGUUAACUUUUGAAGCAUUAACUCCUACCGGCUUAAGAGUAUCCAUACCAGAUGAACCCGGAAUUCGACUAUUAGCAUUCCACGGAAGAAUCAAUGCUGAAUUAAGUGAAGGGCAACCAGGAGAAUUGCACAAAGAAGUUAGGAAAGCAACCAAUGGAAGAUGGGUCUAUGAAGACCCAGAUGUCGUACUUCACGUUGGGGAUACCAUCGGAUACUGGGUGUUUGUACAGUAUAAGAACUUUGGAUUUAGGAAAGAUAAUUUGAUAUGGCGUGUAGAAGAACUGGGCACAAAGAGCCGAACAGGAGAAACAAAUUGUGAAAAAUCGAAAACAAUUGUAAAUGGUAAAACUGUAUGUAAAGAUGAUUUAAUCUUCCUUGAUAGUUUUGAAAGACUAGAUCAUGAUAAGUGGAUAGUUGAAAAAUAUAUCCCACUUUCAGGACCUAAUUUUGAGUUUAAUUACUAUUCACCGAAUUCUGUUGCUGUGGAAGAUUCUAAAUUGAAAAUAUCACCAAUACCAAAGAAUAAUGAAGCAGAUAUAAGAGGAACAUUGGAUUUAACAUCAGGUUGUACAAGACCAAAUAAUUGUAUUUUCCAACAACAAGGUCCUUGGUAUCUGCCUCCUGUACAAUCAGGCAUGAUCACAUCAAAACUUACUUUUAAAUAUGGCCGGAUUGAAAUAGACGCUAAAUUGCCAUGUGGUGAUUGGAUAUAUCCAGAAAUCAGUUUAAUACCAAAAGCAUACCAAGAAAAUGCAAAUAAAUCGAAAAUUGUCAUAGCGUAUUCACGAGGAAAUACAGCGUUGCUUUCCGCCAACGGAGAUGACAUUGGAGGAAAACUAUUAUUUUCCGGAUAUUCAUCGAAACCCGAGGAACCAGACCGUAGUAAAUUUUUACGAUCCACACGAAGUAAUGAACCUUAUUGUCGCAGAAAGCACAGAUUUACUCUUAUUUGGGGACCAGAUGAAAUAUUAUCAUAUAUUGAUGGUGAUUCGAAUCCGUUUGGACGAAUUGACAUGCGGGAUCAUACCGACAUAAGACAUGAAGAAUGUUUUAUUAGUUUGGGUGUGUCAGUUGGCGGAAUCAACGACUUUCCAAAUUAUUACACAUCCACCGGUGGGAUUGUAAAACCGUGGAAAAACAAAGACAUUCUUCAGUUGAAGGAAUUUUUUGCAGCGCGAGAUAAAUGGCUUCUCACCUGGGCGUUGGGCAAUUCUUUGGAAGUGGACACGGUGCGCGUUUACGCUGUGUAUUUCCUCAAAUAUUUUGUAUUUAUCAACGGACAAUUACAUUUACCUCAUAUUCAUGUAGGAUUAUUAGAAUCAUCAAAUCUUGGAUUAUUUCAUCAUCAUGACGAUGUUCAUCAUAAAAAUAAAAAAUUUCAAGUUACGCCGCUGUUCGAACCAUUGUCUCCAAAAGGUUUUCGCGUAUCUAUUAGAGGAACACAAUAUGCGUACGCCAAAACCAGUUCGAUAGAGUAUAAAACCAGACGUAUAAAAACAACAGUCUCGCGGCUCGUGCAAACCACCGCACGGCAGUAUCAUGUCGUUGAUGUAGUUAAUCGGACGUUGGAGACUGUAAAAACCCAUAUUAGCGACACAACAUCAAUCAACAUGCAGCAAUAUCUCAUUUGUGUGAUAUUCGUUGCCUGUUUGGCGGGAGGUCAUGGACAAUUUGAAGUUCCGCAAGCCCUUUUUAAACCAAUGUCACCGCAAGGGUUUCAAGUAUCAAUUCCAGAGAAAACACGAUUCGGUUUAUUCGGUUUCCAAGGAAGACAAAACACACACCAAAACACACGAUUUGAUCACACAAAAACACGGCAAGCAGAUGAACCAGAAGCAUUCACAGUACCACCAGCACUAAUUGAACCACUAUCGCCGAAAGGCUUUCGCGUUUCUAUACCUGAUCAACCCGGAAUCAAACUGUUUGCCUUUCAUGGUAAGCUCAAUGAAGAAAUGAAUGGCCGUGAAGGUGGUACAUAUUCGCGUGACAUUAUCAAGGCUAAAGAUGGCCGCUGGACAUUUAUUGACAAAACGACACGAUUGCGUCCAGGCGAUGUAAUCUACUACUGGACUUACGUGGAUUACUUUGAUGGCGAACGCAAGUUAGGAUAUGUGAAUGAUGAUCAAAGCUAUACCGUCACAGAGUUGAUUCCGGACAAAACUGUGACCACCACAACGGCACGCACGACCACAACCAAAGCUCCGAUAAACAAUCCCAGUUGUCUUCCUACUGCGACUAAAGUCAAUGGCAAAAAGUCCUGUUCUGGUAAAGUAAUAUUCCAAGAGAAGUUUAACAAUAAUUUUAUGGCAAGAGGAAUUGAUAAAUGGACCAUUGAAUGCCAGUUUGCUGGUAGUCCUGACUAUGAAUUUGUGCUUUAUAAUAACGAUGAAAGAAACAUUUACGUAAAGAAGAAUCUGCUUCAUAUUCAACCGUCGCUGACCAAUGAUAGAUUCGGGACAAAUUUUGUUGAUUCUGGGGAAGGCCUUGACCUUGGCACAAACUGUACGGGUACUCCGGGAACUCUUCAUUGUGAACAGAAACCUCUGGGUUUUGUGAUUCUACCACCAGUGUUAUCAGCACGCAUGAAUACAAAAGACGCAUUUUCUUUUGCGUAUGGAAUAAUUGAAGUGCGUGCUAAGUUGCCAAAGGGUGACUGGAUCUACCCGCAAAUCUUUCUGAAUCCAAAGAAACGUGAAUACGGACGUGGUUAUGAAUCAGGACAAAUUCGAAUUGCUUUCCUUCCGGGUAACAGUCACAAAAGCACAAAGUUGUAUGGCGGUGUUAUUCUGGGUUCAAGUUUGGGUGGACGGUCUUACGCUAUGAAGAGUGUUGAUGCUCCGACUGGAUCAUGGUCUGAUGACUUCCAUGAUUUUACUGUCAAGUGGGAACCGGAGAAGAUUACUCUCAUGGUGGAUCAUGAGGUCUAUGGUACAAUCACACCCGAAGAGGGAGGUUUUGCAUCAUUGGAAAAGGAAUUAGGACUUACUGGAGCAAGCAGAUGGAACAGUGGAACAGUAUUUGCUCCUUUUGACCAAGAAAUGUAUAUUUCAAUUGGUGUUGGCGUUGGUGGGCAUACAUUCCCCGAUGAACCUACUAAACCCUGGGUAAACAACGAUCCCAAGAGUCAGAAAGUGUUCUAUCGGGCAUUGAGCACUUGGUAUCCAACAUGGAAUAAAGAUAGUGUGUUGCAAGUUGAUUCUAUUCAAGUGUAUGCUCUGACUGUUGCUGCUGCAACUGUUAAACAACGUAUUGAGAACAUGACUUCAAUUCUUAAUAACGUUAAAGUGUUUGCACUUUUCUACAUUUACUUAUUUACCAAUUUAGUCAACACAAAAGAAACAGAAAGCAAUAAAUGCAUAAGAUCAGGAACAAGUUAUAACGGUGAAAUGGUUUGUCAAGGUGCUUUGAUAGUCCAAGAGUUAUUUUAUGACUUGAACCAGAGCGUGUGGACAAUUGAAAAAUACAUUCCCCAAGAACCGAACUUCGAGUUUAAUUAUUAUUCAUCUGAUAGUGUCUAUAUCCAUGGAGGCUCUACAUUAAGAAUUACACCAGUGUCCAUUGAUUUCAACGAAGACGUCAAAGGGACACUGAAUUUAACAAAAGGUUGCACACGUUCUGAUCCAAAUGAAUGUUUUUAUGAACACAUGGGAGCUCAGCUUUUGCCAUCUGUUAAAUCCGGAAAAAUUACCUCAAAAUUCACAUUCAAAUAUGGGCAUGUUUUGAUAGAAGCAAAGCUUCCGUGUGGGGACUGGAUUGUACCAGAAAUUAGUCUCACACCAACGAACCAUCAUCUAACACCGAACAACUCAAAAAUUAUAAUUGCAUACUCGCGUGGAAAUGCGAAUUUGCGUUCUGUAAAUAGUAAAGACAUUGGAGGGACCCUUCUAUUUGCUGGAUUUUAUUCGAAUGUUAGUGAACCUAUAGUGCCUGGAGGCAAUGCCAACUUAGGAUAUAAACGAAAUGUUGAAUCGUUUUGUCGUAAAAAACACUAUUUUAAAUUGGAGUGGAAGCCAGACUCCAUAUUGGCAUUUGUUGAUGAUGAAAGCGUGCCGUUUGCACACAUAGAUAUGCGAGGACAAACCGAAGACGCAGAAUAUUAUAUUUCAUUGGGUGUGUCAGUUGGCGGAAUCAAUGACUUCCCUGAUAACUACGUAUAUAGUAAUGAUUACAAGAAACCAUGGAAGAAUAAGGACGUCCUUCAAAAGAAAUCUUUUUACACAUCGCGGAAUACUUGGAGAUCCACUUGGUCACAGAAGAAUUCUUUGGAAGUGAAAAUGGUACGCGUGUAUGCUUUGUAAACCAUUGGAUUUAUUAAUCAUGAAGAAGUGAGGAAUAAGUGUAGGAGUUUAAGGUCAUUUUCAGAUUGUUGCUUGAAAUAUCCAACACAGAUAAUUUUGUUUAAAAAUAUUUUUUCAGUGUUUUUGAAUUAGAUAACCCUUGUAAUCUAUGAUAACCUAAAUUGUAUUUUUUAUCGUCAUCUACAUUUACUUGAAAAUAUAAUUUACAAAAGCAAAA